This is a messenger RNA of Gaeumannomyces tritici R3-111a-1, 216 nucleotides long. RefSeq lists its product as hypothetical. Bases 1 to 216 code for a protein of 71 amino acids. The record is from RefSeq and is a predicted model, not a curated record. NCBI's taxonomy places the organism in Eukaryota, Fungi, Ascomycota, Sordariomycetes, Magnaporthales, Magnaporthaceae. The transcript has 2 exons.
AUGGGUUACGUGUUAGCCUGCAAGCAAGCCGCCAAGGGGGUUGGCGGGCCCAUUUCGCUGGGACAGGCGUGUGUGCUGGAGCUGGCGGCCGAUCGGAGAGUUUUUAGCGAUGUCGUGGUUCCUGACGUCCGUGGCCCGGCAAGCCAGAUCGACAAGGCAUUGGUCGCAGACCCCGGACCCUGUGCUUCCCUCGAAGAUAUGUACCUAUGUAGGUAG